Molecule: messenger RNA, 1599 nt
Organism: Acipenser ruthenus (sterlet)
Lineage: Eukaryota; Metazoa; Chordata; Actinopteri; Acipenseriformes; Acipenseridae
Gene: fam3a
Product: FAM3 metabolism regulating signaling molecule A
Exons: 10
Coding region: 810-1502 (230 amino acids)
Source: RefSeq, a predicted model, not a curated record
AAUAAAUAAAUAAAUAAAAAGGUUUAAUAAAUGCAAAUACAGUAACGUGUGGAACUUUUUCAAGUACCGAUAUUUUUUUACGACAUGUAAACAGCCAUCAUAAUAAUAAUAAUAAUAAUAAUAAUAAUAAUAAUAAUAAUAACUCAAGAAACACAGCCGUUGCUGUUGGUCUUUUUUUGUUUUGUUUUGUUUUGUUUUGUUUUUGUUUUAGGGAAAUUAAAUACUGUAAUUUAAGUGUACGCUCCUUGCGGUUAAAGGUGGAAACUUCAUCCGGGGAGGGUGAAUGGAAUGACGGCGGAGAUAUUCACGACAAUUCGGGGUUGAACAAUUAUAUGCUAGGCCUCGUUUCCGCUACCAAAAUAAUUAAUAUUAAAACAAUAAGUAAAAUUUAAAAAAGAUACGUGUGUCGCCUUUCAUUGUAGUGUAACAUACUGUUCACAAUUCCUACGUGCUUGCUAGGAACACAGCUCGUUUCACAGAAUGCGCAUUUCAGUUUUUAUUGAGUCAAAAGCAUCUCUACAGCGUGAAUUAUAAUUUAGCAGGAAAAUGCCAGUUUGCUCUUUUUAAAUGUAAAAUAAAUAAAUAAAUCAAAAUUCAAACAACUGUAGUUUGUGACCAGAUUUGGCAAACAUCAAACACAGAUUUUUCGUCGGCCGAGUAAUUUGACGUGACUUCAAUCGGAUUUUGGCUUCUUAAAGGUGCCUUAGGCCCUAUUGUAGCUCUCCCUGGCCUCAUUCCCUGUGUCUUGUGUCUUGGAGGAAUCUGCUGGCCUGAACUCACACAACAACUGGAAACAGUGAGACUGCAACAUGAGACUGGCUGGGCCCCUGCGUGUCUUAGUGGUUCUGGCCACAGUGGGGCUCACCUGGAUCCUGGCUGGCACCAUGCUGGGCUCUGAUGGGGGCUUCGUCCGGCUUCGACAGCUGCUCAACACCCCAGAUGAAGAUCCUACACCCAUGCCCAGGUCUCGCAGGUUUCGGUGUGGUUUGCCGAUGCCCUGUCCGGAGAAGCACUUUGCCUUCCGGAUCGUCAGCGGAGCCGCCAAUGUGAUUGGACCCAAAAUCUGCCUGGACGACAAAAUACUCAUGAGCAGCGUGAAGAACAACGUGGGCCGAGGUCUCAACAUCGCUCUCGUGAACGGGGUGACGGGAGAGUUGCUGGAAACCAGAAGCUUUGACAUGUGGGCCGGAGAUGUCAACGAGUUGCUGAAGUUUCUCAGACCGAUCCACGAAGGCACGCUGGUUUUCGUGGCCUCCUACGAUGAUCCUGCCACUAAGAUGAACACUGAAGCCCGGCAGAUCUUCUCGGCGCUGGGCAGCACAGCGAUUGGUGACCUGGGCUUCCGGGACAGCUGGGUGCUGGUGGGGGCGAAGGGCAUCGAUAGCAAGAGCCCCUUCGAACAGCGCACGAAGAACAACAAGAACUCAAACAAGUACGAAGGGUGGCCUGAGGCCCUGGAGAUGGAGGGCUGCAUCCCACAGCGCACCCAAGAGGAGCAAUGAGGAAGCAAGCAGGGUGCCCACACCCCUCCCCUUCUGAAAGUGGCACGACCCGCUCUGCUGCCAGGGCUGUACCAAUAGCAAAGGGGGGGGGGGGAAA